Molecule: messenger RNA, 3120 nt
Organism: Colossoma macropomum (tambaqui)
Lineage: Eukaryota; Metazoa; Chordata; Actinopteri; Characiformes; Serrasalmidae
Gene: ptgdsb.1
Product: prostaglandin D2 synthase b, tandem duplicate 1
Exons: 6
Coding region: 1760-2290 (176 amino acids)
Molecular function (GO): small molecule binding
Source: RefSeq, a predicted model, not a curated record
ACUAUAUUUAUGGUGUGGACAGGUGUGUGUUAAAGUGAGUAUGCUUUAUAUGUUGAUUUGGCUCAGAAAGUUCUGGCACUUUAGCUAGUGGCCUCAAAUUGAACUCUCAUAUUUCUUUUCCUAUUCCUGAAGUGUAGGUGUAUGUGUGUGUGGAGUGUGACCUCAAGGUGAACUAGACAUUUGAACACAUACAUCCUCCAUCUCCAAAGUAUGUGUGAAUUGUCAGUGGGCACAUCCAUCACAUAUACAUUCUAACUGGGCCUUACUAAACCUAACUGAGCCCUCUCACCACCUUUUAUUGAUUUAAUCCCCAGUCCAAGUAUCCAAGUGCAAGUCAUUUAUUUUCCAGGAAAUAUUACUGAGAAAUAAAUUACAAAAGAUAUUCCAAUUUUUUAAGGAAGGAGAAACUUAAAGGAAAAUAAGCGCAAAAACUAGAGUUUCCAAAACUAGAGUAAAAAAAAUGAUUAAAAGCUACGGAGAAAAUGGGCCUCCUAACAACCACCUGCAGCACCUGGUAAAGCACCAAAACUCUCCACAUCAGAUAAACAGCACUUAAAGCUUCAUCUUAGAGAGUGAGGAGAAAAAUAAGGUCCACUCUUGCUUCAAAUCUAAAAAAAUUACAGGUGCUUCAGUCCAUCCUUCCACUGGGAGAAGACACAACACUAUGGGUCUGAAAGGAUGUGUAGCUGUUAAGAAGCUCUUACUCAGAAAACAAAAAAGCUGCUGGCGUUCUCAGGACAACAGACUGACCAACCCAAAGUCCAGACCUCAACAUCACGGAAUGCGUUUGGGAUCAUUUGGAUCGUGAGAAGCAGAAAACGCAAAAUCUGCUUUUUUUUCCCCAUGUUGAAACAUGAAUAACUGGAAACUACAUGAAGGGUGCUCUCUGAAUUUUGCACAGUACUGAAGGCUUGCCUUCAGUUUUGUAAGUAAAGCCCCUCUUCCACUUCACAUCUGGACUCAAUGAACCUUGGAGCCUCUAUGUUAAAUAAAGCAAGCUGUCCCAUACAAAAAAGACAUAUGACAAUAUACUGGUUCUCCAUAUACAGUGCUGCUUGGAACUUUGUGAACCUUUUAUCAUUUUAUGAAUUUCUACAUAAAUGUUACCUAAAAUAUGAUCAGGACUUCAUUUAAAAUCAUAACAUUAGAUAAAGAGAAGCCAACAAAUAACAUAAAACAUAUACAGUUUUCCUUCAUUUACUCAAGUAAUCUAACAUUGAAUGUCCUUGUUGGCAGAAGUAUGUGAACCACUGCAGGAACUGGUGUGACCCAUUUGAGCAGCAACCAAAGGGUUCUUAUCACUGUUGAACAGUCCUGGAUAUUGACCUGAAGGAAUCUUUGGCCCAUUCCUCUCUACAGACCUGCUUUAAUUCUAUUAUGCUGGUAGGCUUUCUUGCAUGAACACCGCAAUUUAGGUUCUGCCUCGACGUUUCUAUCGGAUUAAGGACUAAGACUGACUAUGAUGGCAAGCUCUCCUAGUCCAAUAGCAGCAAAACAGCCCCAAACCGUGAUGUUGGCACCACAGUCAGGCCCCUAUGAUCUGUUGUCCUCCUGCAGGGUUCCAUAUGUCUGAAAAGCUGCACACGUGUAAGUUGUGCAACAACUUGGGGGUGAGGAGUGUUGAGGGGAGGAGUGUGAGUGAGAGGGAUGGGUUAAAGCACAAACCAGGGAGGAUAAAAGACUCACCUGCAUCCCCACAUUUAGCCUCCUCACUUCCACAAACAGAAGACUUUUCCACUCAAACGGCUGAUUCACAGUCAUGCUGAGGUUUGUGGCCUUCCUGCUGUGCGCUACAGCAGCCUGCGCAGACAUCAUGCCCAAGAUCGGCUUCAAGCUGGACGAGAUAAAAGGGAAGUGGUACCUCAUUGGCUUUGCCACAGACGCUAGCUGGUUUGUCAAUCAUAAAGACGGCAUGAAGAUGGGACUGGCCCUUCUGGAGCCAACGAGUGAUGGAGACCUGGACCUGACCUACACUAAGCUAGAAGAUGAUGGCUCCUGCAAUAAGAUGACCCACCUCGCUAAAAAGACUGAGACUCCUGGAAAGUUUUUUUUCCACAGCAAGCGCUGGGGGAAUGAUAAUGACAUGCGCGUGGUUGAUGUCAAACCUGAUGAGUUUGCUCUUGUCCACACUAUCAAGACCAAAGGAGGUGUGAGUGAAGUGCUCAACCAUCUGUAUGGCCGCACCAAAGACCUGAGCGCAGAACUGAAGAAAAGGUUCCAGGAAUUCUCUCUGGAAACGGGUGUCAAGCGUGAGAACAUCGUCAUUCUGCCACUAAACGACGUUUGCUGAGAUGGAUCUCAUACUUUUAAAGAUCUUCAGUUGCUCCAGCAGACAUUUUGUUCAAGCUGUUUUUUCUGGCUUUCAACACCUCAUUUUGUGCUUACGCAUAAAGAGUAAAGCAAACUGAUUCCUACUGGAAGCCUUUAGGCAGUCACUUCACAUUUCAGUGCAUCACAGGCCUUUUUAGAUAACCCAGACAAGAUAUAUGGUUUGAUUCUAGAUUUCUAGAAAAAACUGCAGAGACAUUUGAGUCAUCCUAAUUUAACCAGAAUCAUUUAAGCAAAGCACCACUACAGUCAUUGUUCAUUUGAUUACAAAUCAGACAUGGGCUUUUAUAUGACAAACAAGAAAAGGGAGACAUUAGACACAAAAUACUCUAUUUUUUAAUAAUUUUGUAUUUACAAAUGUUAUAUACACACUUCUUUUCAGAAUAUACCUAUUCAAAGUUACACGCUAUGCUUGCUCCAGACUCGUGCAUUUCUCCUUUUCAAGUUUCUAUCGCCUAUCAGGCAAGAAGCCAUGUUUAGUCCUCCUAAAGGUCAGAAGAUUUUGUUCUUAAAAUCCUCUGAUUAUUUUGUUAUUAUUAUCUUAUAACCACUUUCUGAUUAAAAGAUUGUGUAAGACCUAAAGAGAGCUAUCAACCAGCACUGCCACUGCAGAUACAGUUAGGACUCUUAUGAAUCUUACUGCUCAAUCUUAAUUUACCAAACACAAGCAACACACACACAACUGAAAACUUCCACAAAGCAGAGAAACGUCAUUUAAAUGCACAAUCAUGAGCCAAAUAUUUGUUGUCUAAACAAACAAACAUAAAAUUGAAAUGUGCACAUAAACAAUAA